Messenger RNA from Drosophila willistoni, 1089 nucleotides. Its product is annotated as protein DR_1172. NCBI's taxonomy places the organism in Eukaryota, Metazoa, Arthropoda, Insecta, Diptera, Drosophilidae. The record is from RefSeq and is a predicted model, not a curated record. Bases 214 to 900 code for a protein of 228 amino acids. The transcript has 3 exons.
GUAGUCGGACGUUUAAAAAUAAACGCGCUUCGUAUAAAAAUACCAAACCAAAACAAAAAAAAAAAAACCAAAUUCGAUUCAAUAUUCACUCCAAAUACCGCAACAGCAUAGAGGAAAAAACCUAAGGAAUAUAUAGAUAAUACAAAAUAUCUAAAAUACUAAAAAGAAAAGUUUUAAGUACAAGGCGAAAAAAGGAAAAAACAAAUCAACAAUAUGUUUAGCUCACUUACAGCCUCUUUGAAGAACUUUGGCGACAAGACAGCCAAUCUGUUCAGCAAGAAGAAGGAUGAGGCUGAGAAAUUGGCCAACGAUAAGGCCACCGAGGCACAGAAGCUAGCCGAAGAGCAGGCUAAGAAGGUGGGUCAAUCAGUGCAGCAGACCAAGAGUGAAGCCGAACAAUUGGCCACCAGCACUGCCAAGGAUGCUGCUGCCUUGGCUGCCGCUGAGGCCCAAAAGGCUGGUCAGGCCAUCGAUCAGGGUGUUAGCCGUGCCGCUGGCGCUGUCAAUCAAACCAAACAGGCUGUGGACAACACCGUGCAUCAGGCUCAAACAGUGGCCCAGAACUCCAAGCAGGCGGCAGCCAACAUUGCCGAGGCUACUCAACGUUCUGCUGCCAAUGCUGUCGAUCAGACCAAAAAGGCCGCCAACGAGGCCAUCAACAAGAGUGUAAAGGCAGCCGAAACUGUUGCCGAUCAGAAGCUAAAGGAAGCCGAAGGAGCCAUCGAUGGUGCCCUCAAGCAGACCAGCCAGGCUGUCGACCAGAAAUUGCACGAGGCCAAUCAGUAUGUGGAUCAGAAGCGCAACAGUCUCGAGAAGAAUAUCCAGGAGACCGCGAGCCAUGCCCAGGAUAGUGCCGGUCAGCAGGCUAGCCAAUUGUUGGGCAAACUGAAUUUGAAGUAAUUAAUUUAACCUGCAAAAUUGUGUCUAAUUAAAUACAAACAAGUUAAAAUCAAAAUCAAUUUAAAAAACUAACAAAAAACAUGAAAAGAAUGCUUUAGAAACGAAUGGAAUUUGCUUCAACGUAACAAGUGCCAGUAAUGUGAUUGCUAAAUGUUAAUGGAAAUAUAUUUAUAUAUUUAUAUAUAUGUA